CUUCGGAUUCAUCGUAGUGGUUGUAUCGCCGUGCUCAUAUACUUCAUAUACUGUAUAGAGAUACCAUAAUCAAGCAAUUCAAGCAAGGAUGUCCAAAUUCGUAGUCUUCGGCGGAGGCGGCAAGGUCGCCCUCAAGUUCGCUUCUUCGGCCAUUAAGAAGGGCCAUAGCGUUAUUGCUGUCGUCAGGAACGAUUCUCAUGACGAAGAGAUCAAAUCCGUCGGCGCCCGACCACACCUCCUCUCCCUGGAAGAAGCUUCCGUACAAGAUAUAGUUCAACUCUUAGAUGCAGAGAAACCGGAUGGGGUGGUCUUCAGUGCCGGGUCUGGGGGGAAGGGAGGGGAAGAGAGGACCAAGGCGGUGGAUUAUGAAGGUGCUCUGAAGGUGUUUGACGCUAUGGAGAGUGCCAACGUUCAUCGGAUCGUCAUGGUAUCCGCAACGGACCUCCGGGACACCUCGAAAGGUUACCCGGAGUACUAUAACGAGGCUUCCCGGAAAUUGAGUGAUAGGAUGUAUCAAGCCAUCCCAGCCUACAUGAAAUACAAACGACUCGCCGAUCUGGACCUGUACGCGAGAAAGUCUUUGAGGUUCACCAUCAUCCGUCCAGGGGGGCUUACGGAUGAUAAGACGGAUGGGAGGUGUGAGCUGGGGAGACCUCAGUUAGGCAAGGUGCCAAGAGAGACGGUAGGAGAAAUCAUCCUAGCUACGAUGCUCGACAAGGGCUCGUACGGACAAGUCUGGGACCUCAUGGAAGGCUCGACGCCGAUCGAAGAGGCUGUGGAGCAGGCUGUUGAGGGGGAUUUGAGUUCUUGGCAUGACUGAAGACGCUGGGUCUGACGCGAUGGGUGUGGGAGAAUAAGACGUUCGGUUGUAUCGCAGUGCGGAUGAGGGGGUUGUCAGAGAACAAGACAAGGAUGAUGUUGUAUCGUAUGAAUAACGACGAUAGAUAUCUGGCACACCUGUAAACUGCAUCAAAUCUUGUCCCGAG
Filobasidium floriforme is the source of this 986-nucleotide messenger RNA. RefSeq lists its product as uncharacterized. The record is from RefSeq and is a predicted model, not a curated record. Lineage: Eukaryota; Fungi; Basidiomycota; Tremellomycetes; Filobasidiales; Filobasidiaceae. The coding region runs from base 89 to 820 and encodes 243 amino acids. The transcript is spliced from 8 exons.